ACGCUCUGAACGCACAGAAAUACAAGACAGAAGGAACCAAGAAACACUGCUUCUAGAGCUCGAUAGAGUCUGUCAAGAAGAACAAGGUUGAUCUGGAGAAUAGCAAAACCUCUCAGAAUCCAACCACCCAAGUCUUGGCAUCCAGACAGAUGGCUGCACGCCCAAUGGAGACAGUGGGUUUCGCUGUUCUACCAGCACACAUCUUGGCAUCGGCCAUGGAGGAGUUUCCUCAGCAGCUCCCCGUCCCCAAGUGCCUCGCUCGGGGUCGAAACCGUCCAAGGCGGCCUAGAGAUGCCCGCUUCAAAACCCAGCCGGUCACUUUUGCAGAGAUAGCAGAAGUGGAGGAGGAAGGAGCUUCGCCUCUGGAGGAAGAAAGAGCGAGACGGUCCUUCCUUCAGUCGCUGGAGAGUCUGAGGAGAAGCACACAGACCUUACAGCAUGCAGGAUCCACACAGAGCUGCCGCACUACUUCUGCACAAGCCAGUCUGGACUCCAGUGACUCAGAUUCAACACCCUGAGAGCCAAAAGGAGGAGGACGGGACUGUAAUUCAAUGUAUUUCGCACAUAUCUUCCUGUUAAAUUCCUCAUUCACAUUCAUUAACCUGUUGUAGUUGCCUAUUCUACAUGGGCAGAGUAACACUUGUGCUCUUCUUUUGCAAGAGGAGAGUUGUAGCAUGCUGGAGGAUUUCAGAAACUGCUUACUUUAAUGCUUGCGCAAAUUCCUUUCGUUUUUCAGUAUCGUAUGAGACUCGAGGUCUCAUUUAUAACAAACUUGACAAGAAAAUGAGGACGUACUGGGUCUGAUUCCAUUUUAAUAUCUCUUGUGCCUGCUUAUGAUUGCACAGACGAAUAGGUUUUCCACUGCUGGGCAGAAUGUAUAAUAUGUAUAAUGUCAUAUUUUAUUGUAAUUCAGUGCUGAGCUCAUGAGCUCUGAUGCAUAGCAGUGUAUUUUUACAGACAAGGUUUUAAACCCUGAUGUCCAAAUCUGCCAGACUGCUGAAUUUACUAAUGAACUCAGUGAUGAGGAGCAAAUUAUUGUGCUUUUACAAAUGUAUCUUAUAUUUAUUUUGAUAUAACAUAGUGAUUUUAGAGGAUUGCUCUGUUGACACUGUGGACUUGUAAAGUCACUAUCACUGUAUGUCCGAAAAUAAGGCUUUAUACUUCGAUUUGACUUUAAUAUCUUUGUUAAUGUUUCAUACUUUCUUUUGUAGUUAUUAAAAUAAAGUUUAUAACGUAGGA
Messenger RNA from Danio rerio (zebrafish), 1239 nucleotides. NCBI's taxonomy places the organism in Eukaryota, Metazoa, Chordata, Actinopteri, Cypriniformes, Danionidae. The record is from RefSeq and is a predicted model, not a curated record.